CACUCCUGGUCUGCAAACAGCUGAACAACUUCGCAGGAGAGUGAGGACUGACUGAGCACAAUACAGCACAGAGAGGGAGAGAGAGAGAGAGAGACACUGAGGAACAACGCUGCAGCCAAGGAGACCACAGAAACACUCUUCCCCCAAAUCCCCAACUCUGCAGAGGCAGCGCGGAGAAAGAAGCAGCAGAGACUAACAAAAGCAUUCUUGGCUUUCAGUUUUAAAAGAAGAAGGAAAAAUAACAAUACGUGGGGCGAGAUCAUUUACUCUGAGAUACAAAUUCAAGGAGAAAGGCGUGACAGCCUCAGGAUUGUCAUCAGCAACAUCUCCUGGUACAAAGUGAGGGAUCGGAGCGCUGCGCUGCAUGAAGGAUAAACCCAUCUGGGAGAAGAAGCGAGCAGAAACAGGAUGAGAGCGACUCUGAGGAUCACGUGGCUGCUACUUUCACUCAGUUUCCUAUUUUACAGUGUUUGUUUGGGGGAGGAUGGUGCUCCUGUGACGAUCGGGACUCCUGACCCUGCUGCUGGUGCCACGCCUGCGACAACUGUUGCUGCUACCACGGCCAGAGUUGAGGUAUCGACUGCAAACAAGCCUCAGAAUGACGGAACUUCCAAAGCCCCAACUGAAGUACCAACGACUACUGGUGUCAAAGAGAAGAAUGACCCUACACAAAAACCUACAACUGUUGUUGUGACCACCUUAGCUGCUAUUGUAACCACUCCUGUGGCUAAAACAGAUUCCACUCAGCCUCAAGCAACAACUGUCACAAACAACACACCGGCAAAACCAAACACUCCUGGAAACCCUCCUCCUGCGAACGGUGUCACUACUCCUAUUGUUCCUACCAACGUCCCACCCAAGACCGUGAAUCCAGCAACUGAGAGCAACCACGGCUCUGGGGUGACCACCAGGGCUACCACAGUACAGAUCACUACAGUGUCCAUACCCACUAAAGUCUCUGAAGCACCUGGCAGCCUCCCAGGGACUUCUGUCACUGUGGAGUCUUCCAAGAACACAGUGGUCCCAACAGAUGCUACUACAGUAAAACAAGUGUCCAAGCCUCACAUCUCCAUCACUUCAACAAUGAGCCAGGGGGACAGCACUGGAGCAGUUACCACGAAAGAAUCUAAAAAAAAUCAGGAGCUGACAUCACUGAAGCCCACACAGCUCCCUGGGAGCAUAGAGACAACCAGCAUCCCCUCCAGCCAGAGCCAGACCAGAGCUUCUACAGUAGGGACUGUAGGUAGUAGAGAUGCUACCACCCCUCUGCAAACCACCACUGCAGCUACCACCACAAAUCCAACCAGCACCACUCCACCUCAGCCAAAGAAGUUUGUUUACUCUCUACUCAGUGAGCAGGAGACGAAGGAAGAAAAGGAUCUGGCCAAGGUGUGCAAGCUGCUGAUGGCAAACUGGCAAAAUGGAACCUGCACUCUGACAUACAGGCACGACAACGGCAAAAAAAUAUUUGACAGCGUGGAGAUAAACGGCAAAGUGCCGACCAGCGUCGCAGCGCAGUAUUAUGAAGAAAUCACCAAGGAACCAACAGAUAACAAAACCCUGAUAGCCAUCCUGGCCUCCUGUGGAGCUCUGCUCAUCAUGAUCGUCAUCCUUGCUGUCUGUGCCUCCCACCACCGCAAGCCCUACAACGAGAACCAGCAACACCUGACGGAGGAGCUGCACACGGUGGAGAAUGGUUACCACGACAACCCCACGCUGGAGGUGAUGGAGGUGCAGCCGGAGAUGCAGGAGAAGAAGGUGGCGCUGAACGGAGAGUUCAACGACAGCUGGAUCGUCCCCAUCGACAACCUGCUGAAGGAGGACAUCCCCGACGAGGAGGACACCCACCUGUAAGGACGGCGGGGACAGAGAAGAAGAAGAGGAUGGUGACAGGACCGGCCACGACAAAACUAAUCAAACGAUCUCCACACUCGACCCUGGGAGCACGUCCCUGCAGCCACCUAGACUGUCUCAUGUAUAGAAAUACAUCCUACAGAAUGCUGGUGUUUCUGACCUGCUCUGAUGGAUGUAUUUCUGCUGCAGUUUGAUACAGCAGUAAAACCUGACACAGUGGCCUGCUUAGAAAAACCACUAAACCAAUCACUGUUGUGUUUAUACUGUAGUUUUUAUACAAAUCUUUGACAUGUGACUUCUUGCAGAGCACAAUUCCAAAUUUUUAAUAUCACUUAUUACACUUAUGUAAACUCCCAAACCCAGAGAGGACUGUGCCUUUUCUUUUACUGCACUGGCACCUGUAAAUAGAGUAUUUUUAUAUUAUUAUAAAGUAAUAAAGGAGCUAGGUGAUGUUGCAAACUUAUCGCUUUGCGUCAUUUUGGGGUGGAACAGAGGUAACGGAAACAUCAGCUGCCUCGGUAGCUCUAAACUUACUAACGUAGACAGAUGACCUCAGGAUACUUUAAAGCAUCCUGGUGAUUUUCCACUAAUGUGUUUCAGCUCUGAGGAAGCUGCCAAUAAAAGUUAAAUAAAUCCCACACUGGUACAUGAACCUUAUUGAAAGAGAAGACAUGCCCAUAGAGAUGCUGCUGAUGAUAGAUGGGUCAACAGUAAUAAGCCAGAUGAGGGUUUUUAACCCAAAACACCACAUAUUGACUCUAAGGUCCCAGAGGGGACGGAUCUAUUUGUUGUGUCUGUUCCUCUUUGUUUAUUAAAGAUAUAUUCAUGGGAUUGUGGAGAAAAGGCUCCAUCAUUUGAAAAAGAUAUUUGCUUCUAUACUGGUAGAAAAAGGAGGAAAUUGUUCAGUAUUCUGAGAAAAAGAGAAGGCUGUUUCAUUGAAAUGACUCAUUGUGGAAAUUAGAGGGUAAUUAGGGCUUUAGUACAGCUUCAGUCCGAUUUUUGUGUUUUUUGCUGUCAUUACAAUCACUUAAAACGAAGUCGAACAGAAAAAGCAAAAAGCUUGAGCAAUCAGAUAAUCAGAUAGGUUCUAAUAAUAGAUUCUAUGUAAAAGAUGGACAUUAUCCUCGGCAACAUGGAAGAGUCUUAAACCUGCAUUCUUUGUAGCAACCAGCAGUAAAGUCCUUGUAUAGAGGUCUAUGAGAAAACAAGAACACUUCUCACUUGAUUUGUUACCUCAGUAAACACUGUCCUAAUGUGUUCAUGGUCUCAAUUACUAGUCUGCAGUCUCCUUCAAUACAGCAUGAUGUUCAUUUAGCAAAUUAUGGCCCCAUUUACAGUAAAAUAGAUGAUGAGGCAGGGUGUAUUUUAGGGCAAGUCUACAUUGUGUAGUUUUCAGUCAGAGCCACCCCUUGCUCAUUAACUUGUAGUUUCAAAAAAGCAAGAUUCAUUCCAAGCCCAGAGCUUUAAGAUGAUAGUCCACAAACCAAUGGGUGUCACUGUACGGUAAAUCACUGCACUGGGGGGUAAAUCUGAUAACAGUCUCCCACUGUGAAACUGUACACAAAAGUAUGGCUGGUACAAGAGGUCAUCGUUGAAAAAGAGACCCAUUGACCAGGGUUAGUUUGAGAGCACUGCUCAGGCAAAGAUGCCUCUACUACUUAGAGCUAGUUACAUUACAUAUACAGCACUCAAAAAUGGCACCUGCCUACUGAAAUGAAAAUUGUUCAUUGCUGUGUAAACCAAAUGUUUUCAAGCUUUCCAGUUUGUAUCUGCAUGGUGCAGUCCACUGCACAUGUGCAUCAGUGUUUACCCUGCUGACCUUCCCACAGCUUCUCAUCGAGACCCUAGACUUUACAUUGUGAUGGCAUCAUGAAAACAAGAAAAGCACUCUGAGCCCAGCACUCUACCAAGGAUGCUCAGUCGUCCGAUGGAUGAAAUCUUUAAACAAUUCAAGAUUUGUAGUAGGAUCACAGUCAUGUGAUCGUCAGCAGGCAGCUGAUGUAGUGUUCACUUGUUGUCAUAGUUACAGUGACGCCAUGAUAGUAUCUCACAAUGAUACAGAAAUCUUUAACAAAUCCGUGGAUGCAGACUAUAAGCUGCAUCACUGCCAAAAUCUAAACACUUGGCCCUUGUGUCAUUUCUGACCUUCCCUGAAAAUUUCAUCCAGAUCCACUAAUCCGUUUUUGAGCAAUGUUGCUAACAGACAGAUAAACCAACAGUGAUCAUCACACAUCUCUGCUGCGUUCCUUGGCGGAAUAAUAAAACAGACUUUUCCAAAUAUCAGAGUUUUUACAACCAAAUAAACCAGAUUUAUAAUAGAAACAAAAAUCUGGUUUAUUUGGGGUUAGUUUAAUACCUGUCUGGUGUCGGUUCAUCUUUUCUACUGUACAAUAUAAUCAUUACUGAUUGGAGAGACAGCAAAACUAUUAAAAUAACACCCCAGCGAGAAUCACCUCAAAUGAUCCUUUAACUAUUGUGACAUUAUUUUCUGAAGCUGGCACCAACAAACAUUUUACACUCUGACAGGUUGAGACUUUCCACCUGUUGUCCACUGUUACCAUGGAUACCAGUAAAAGCCUGCUCCUCAGUCAGCUCAACAUUCAUAUUAACACUGGACUGACGCUGACUGUGCUUUUUAGAGCUGAUAUCGUGUAAAUAGUUCUGUGUUGUUUCAUUGUGUCUGAUGCUGGAGGGGUCAUCUGACAUUUUCAAGAUGCUGGAUAAUAAAACCCUCACAGCAGGAUUUGAACACUUUAUGUUGUUUGUAAUUCUGUCUAAUCAUUUUCUUCCAUUUAAACCAAUUAAGACGUUAAUAUAUAUGUACUUCCACCUAUAUACAAGUGAAUCCAUCACAUUGGGCACUCCACUUCAACCUAUUCUUUCUUGUUUGUGUGCGUCUACUGUUUCACUUUUAUUAUAGUUGUGCCAUGUUCACCAAAGUACGUUACCAGUAUUUUAUGUAUUUAUGGUUUGUUUGCUGCUGAAGGCAGACAACAGGGGUCUGACACACUGGAAGCUGUAAAUUGUGGAUGGCUGCGGCCGUCGUGUUGUUGUAUCUGAUAAGAUUUGCAAAUAAAGGAAGUGUUUUUCCA
Amphiprion ocellaris (clown anemonefish) is the source of this 4946-nucleotide messenger RNA. RefSeq names its product podocalyxin-like (gene podxl). The record is from RefSeq and is a predicted model, not a curated record. The coding region runs from base 409 to 1854 and encodes 481 amino acids. Gene Ontology annotation, biological process: regulation of microvillus assembly; cell migration; positive regulation of cell-cell adhesion mediated by integrin. The transcript has 8 exons. Gene Ontology annotation, cellular component: microvillus membrane; apical plasma membrane. Lineage: Eukaryota; Metazoa; Chordata; Actinopteri; Pomacentridae.